AUGGAGCAGCAGCCACCGCCCCAGAACAGAGAAAACGUUGCAAGCGGGUCCAGAGCCGGAGCCGGUUUUGCUGGCGACCUGGAAGGGGCGAUGAUGGGAGAGCUCCGCGACCUCCGAGUGGGCUUCAUUGGGGCCGGGCGCAUGGCCGGCGCUGUGGCCCAGGGGCUGCUGCUUGCAGACCUUCAGAGGAGGAAGAAGUUCCGUAAGGCCACUGCAGACGCGGCAAAAGUGCAGGAGCACAUGUGGAAAUCUGCCCUGAGUGGCCAGAGCAAAAGUGCGUGUGCAAGAGAAGUCCAAGCGGAGAACAUCUUUGCCAGUGCCCCGUCCAACAGGAAUCUGGAAAAGUUCCAGAACCACGGCUGCAAGACCACACACUGCAACCUUCAGGUGGUGAAGAACUGUACCUUCCUGUUUCUGGCUACCAAGCCGUAUAUCCUCCCUGCAGUCCUACAACAGAUGGCUCCUGCUGUUACCCCAAAGCAUGUCGUCAUUUCCAUGGCAGCUGGAGUCUCACUCCAGAGUCUGGAAGAGCUGCUUCCUGCUGGCACCAAGGUGUUGCGGGUCAUGCUCAACCUUCCCUGCGAGGUCCAGUCGGGCGCCAUCCUUCUGGCCCAGGGCUCCUGCGCUGGGGAACAGGACGUAGCCCUGCUGAAGAGGCUGCUGUCUCCGUGUGGGCUGGUCGAAGAGGCUCCGGAGUCCUACCUCGACAUCCACACCGGCCUAAGUGGCAGCGGCGUUGCCUACGUAUACACAUUUGCUGAAGCCCUGGCAGAAGGCGCCGUGAAGAUGGGGAUGCCAGGAGACAUGGCCUAUAAGAUGGCCGCUCAGACACUCUUGGGAGGAGCCAAAAUGAUCCUAGAAACGGGUGAGCACCCGGCCGUCCUGAGGAGUGCCGUCUGUACCCCAGGGGGCACGACCAUCCAUGCCUUGCAUGAGCUGGAGAAGGGGACUCUUCGGGCGACUGUUAUGAAUGCUGUGGAAGCAGCUACCACUCGGGCUCGUGAACUAGGCAAGAGAUAGAGAGCAGGCACUGCUGGUUGGGUGGGUGCAGGGGAGGAGUCCCCAUUCACCACCUUCUUCUUCUCCGUUCAGUUGUGUCCGACUCUCCAUCACUCUAUGGACCAAUGCACCCCGUGCCAUCCUAUCUUGCACAGCUUCCUUUAAUUCCACCGUGGUCAUUCCGGUGUCAUUUUUAAUAAUAGCCAGCCACCAAGCACAAGGCCGUCCCUGUCUCCUUCACCCCAUUCACCACCGCGAUGAGAGGGGGACCCUCCAGUAUUAUAAAUGGAACCAAGACCAAGGACCAUCAGUUUCCCUUGAAAGGAAACUGGGAAGAAUCCAGGGGCAGAUGAUCUAGCUGCCGCACAGCUACUCCCACAGACUUGUACAGUCCAUUCUAAGCGCCUUCCUUGGAGAGCUGGCCUAUAAUAAAGAGUUGCUGCUGCUUCCA
Hemicordylus capensis (graceful crag lizard) is the source of this 1450-nucleotide messenger RNA. It is a transcript of the gene PYCR3, whose product is annotated as pyrroline-5-carboxylate reductase 3. Gene Ontology annotation, molecular function: pyrroline-5-carboxylate reductase activity. NCBI's taxonomy places the organism in Eukaryota, Metazoa, Chordata, Lepidosauria, Squamata, Cordylidae. Bases 1 to 1020 code for a protein of 339 amino acids. Gene Ontology annotation, biological process: L-proline biosynthetic process. The transcript is spliced from 7 exons. The record is from RefSeq and is a predicted model, not a curated record.